AUGGCUGCUGCAUUCCGCUGCCUGUCCCUGCUGCUUCUGUCCACCUGUGUGGCUCUGUUGCUACAGCCACCGAAGGGAGCCUGGGGAGCACCGCUGGAGCCAGUGUACCCAGGGGACAACGCCACCCCAGAGCAGAUGGCCCAGUACGCAGCUGAGCUUCGCAGAUAUAUCAACAUGCUGACCAGACCUAGGUAUGGGAAAAGAGACAAGGAGGACACACUGGACUUCCUGCAGGGGGGCACCCCUCAUGCAGCUGCCUCCAGAUCCCUGGUGGAGUCAGGACAGGCCAAGUGCACAAGCGUGAGUGAGAGAAAGCCAGGAGGAGAAGGGGGUAUAAAUGAUCCGGAGCAUCUGCAGGAUUGUCAGAGCCAUUCCGAGCACCUCUCCAGUUCAGAGGGCAAGUGA
Messenger RNA from Orycteropus afer afer, 405 nucleotides. It is a transcript of the gene PPY, whose product is annotated as pancreatic polypeptide. The record is from RefSeq and is a predicted model, not a curated record. NCBI's taxonomy places the organism in Eukaryota, Metazoa, Chordata, Mammalia, Tubulidentata, Orycteropodidae. Gene Ontology annotation, biological process: neuropeptide signaling pathway; feeding behavior. Gene Ontology annotation, molecular function: neuropeptide hormone activity; neuropeptide Y receptor binding. Gene Ontology annotation, cellular component: extracellular region.